Molecule: messenger RNA, 2756 nt
Organism: Calidris pugnax (ruff)
Lineage: Eukaryota; Metazoa; Chordata; Aves; Charadriiformes; Scolopacidae
Gene: RAD51D
Product: RAD51 paralog D
Exons: 10
Coding region: 298-1278 (326 amino acids)
Biological process (GO): double-strand break repair via homologous recombination; telomere maintenance; DNA strand invasion
Cellular component (GO): Rad51B-Rad51C-Rad51D-XRCC2 complex; replication fork; centrosome
Molecular function (GO): single-stranded DNA binding; ATP-dependent DNA damage sensor activity; ATP binding
Source: RefSeq, a predicted model, not a curated record
GCAGCGCAGGGCGGUGGGGAUGGGGGUGGGAAACUCCUCCUGAGGCUUUUUCCUCCGGGAUGGAGAUACACACCCGCUGUGCCACGGCUGGCUGCGGAAUUUGGGGCUGUUUGGGCCAAAAGGGAGACUGAGCGCUCGCUGUGACCCUCCAUCCCACCGCAGGCUGGGGAGCAUCUCCCCGGGUUGUGCGGCUCCGGGGGGAAAGGCACGGUCCGGGGCCAAAUCCGCUCUCCCGUCUCCUCAGGUCUCCUCUCUUCUCCUGGCCCCGUGGGGCUCCAUCCUGGGGUGGCCAGGGACAUGGUAGUCCUGCGGGCUGGGCUCUGCCCCGGUCUCACGGAAGAGAUGAUCCAGCUUCUCCGAGCGAACGGCAUCAGGACGGUGGUGGACUUUGUGUCAUCAGACCUGGAGGAUGUUGCCCAGAAGUGUUCCCUGUCUUACAAGGCACUGGUUGCAGUGAGACGUGUGCUCCUGGCCCAGUUCUCUGCCUUCCCCACCAAUGGAGCAGACCUCUAUGAGGAGCUCAAGAGCUCCACAGCCAUCCUGCCCACUGGGAGCCCAAGCCUGGACCAGCUGCUGGACUCCGGGCUGUACACGGGGGAAAUGACGGAGCUCAUGGGAGCGCCGGGAAGUGGGAAGACACAGGUGUGCCUGGGCAUUGCAGCCAGUGUGUCUCUCGGCCUCAAGCAGCACCUCCUGUUUCUCGACUCCACGGGGGGAUUCACUGCCUCUCGUCUCUACCAGAUGCUUCGAGCCCAGGCAGAGGCCGAGGAAGAGCAGCUGGAGGCUCUGCAGCGGAUCCAGGUGGUCCGUGUGUUCAACGUUUAUGAAAUGCUGAGGGCCUUGCAGGAGCUGCGGGAUCGCCUGUCCCAGCAGGUCGUGAGCUCCACGGGACCCCUCAAGAUGGUGGUGAUCGACUCCGUCUCGGCUGUGAUUUACCCGCUGCUGGGAGGCAGGCAGUCGGAGGGUUUGGCCAUCAUGAUGCAGCUGGCCAGGGAGCUGAAGACACUGGCCAGGGAGUUCAGCCUCGCUGUUGUGGUGACUAACCAGGUGACAAGGGACAGCAGCACGGGGGCACUGAAGCCAGCCCUCGGCCGCUCCUGGAGUUUUGUGCCCAGCACCCGGGUGCUGCUGGAGAGCAAAGAAGCCACCAGGGAGAAAGCCACCACGCAGUGCAUUGCUUCCUUAGCAAAGUCCCCCCGGCAGCCCACAGGGAUACAAGUGGAGCUGGACGUUGGAUAUGGUGAUGUGCAGGAGCCAAGCCCAGCGACACCCCCAUAGGGGCUCUGAUGCGGGUGGAAAAGCAAAUGUCAAGGUCCAAGAGCGCUGCAAAAACAGCAGACAAGCACACAGAAGGUUUUUAACAGAUUGACUCUGGGUCCUGCAGCCUCGGGAAGGACCAAGGUGAAAGAAGCUCUUGUUCUUCUGCACUGGGGAGAAAAUGAGCUUGGGGUUCCCCAGAGAUCCCCGUGCCUCAGCAGUGGUGGCUGGGUUGUGUGGGGCGGUGUGACAACCAGGUCCUCUCCUCUGCUGCAGGCUUGUCUUCAACCAGCAGAGCCAGCCCUGUCCUAAGCAGUUGGCUUGGGACCAGUUGGCACAUCCCUGCACAAACCCGUGACGCCUCGUGAUGGGUUUGUUCCUCCCAUAACUAUGGUCCUGCAGCUCUGAUCAUCCUUGGGCAGCCCACAGGGGUCUUGGGUUAGAAAUAACAAAAAAAGAUGUUGCACACCUCUGUGUUUCUUGAGAGCUGGAAUUCAAUUAAUGGCGACUGCUGUUAACUUAAUUAAAAUUUUGAGGUUUAGUCCUUAGCAGGACUGGGGUGGGACAGGCUGCUGAUGAGCAGGGACAUAAUCGGAUGCUUGAUCUGACCUUGUCCUUAGAGUAACACCAGGCCUGGUAGGGAACCUCUGGUAUUUUGGAGCACUGCUGUAUAAAGAAUUGCUGUUAACUGAGGAAGGUUAUAAUGUGGAUGAGCCCUGACUGACACCAGCUGGUCUUUCUGAUGCUCAAGGAGCUACUCAAUUGCAUGUGUUCAAAUGGGUUAAAAUAAUCUCUCCUUGCUCUGGUGCUUUCCAGCUGCUCUCGCUUGCUCUGGGCAACCUCCUGGGGGCUUGUGCAGUGCUGGAGAGGAGACGGGAGGCUGGGAUGGAGCGUGGCCUCUCAAUUCCAGAUAACUUGGACACCCUCAUCCUCUGCUUAAUAAGGAACUUCCUUGGCAAGUGAGCAGAGUUAUGGGUUUGCACCUCCAAAGCUGCUGAUGUAGAUUGUGGGGGCUGGGACUCAUCAGGGCAUGCUCGUUAAAUUAAUAACACAGCAGUACAGCUCCUGGAGCCUUCUAAGGCUGUGCUGGGCAAAGAGGAGUCUGAUUUAGCCAGAACUUGGGUGCUGAUUUCUCCAGAGUAGACAUAACACUGUACGGCCCUGUAUUUCUGAGCAAUAGCUGCUGUGGGGAAGGGGCAGCUAAAAGGGGUAUGUGAACACACAUUUUGGUUUCUCAAGAGGCAGUGCCAGGUCUCGGUACAGAUUUUUCUUUUGCAUAUUUGUCAAAGCUGUGCUUCCUGUGAAACCGAGCUCCUGGUGCUCCCAGGGCUGUGAUUUAUGGGGCAGGUCCUACCUCCUCCAUCGCGGCCACCCAGCCUCUGGGGCUGUGGGAAAGGCUGUGCUCCCAGCAGAUCCUGCCCGAGGAGGGGAACGUGCCAAAGCAACGUGAGCUAUACCAUUAAACAGUUUUCAGUAAAAAUAAAUGUCUUUUAAGGUUG